AUCAAAACGAAGAAGAAAGCGCUAUUCUAUUGCUGGGUGAAAAUACUGCACAAUCAGAGCCAGAGUUUCUUCAGAGGAGUGAAGAGUACCUCAGCAUAUUUCUGAACUUAGCUUGCCUAAGUAACUCAAAGCCUGAAUGGAUUUAACCGAGCAGAUCAACCAGCUGGAGGCGGAUUUGCUGGAGCUGGGCUCACUCUUGGAGAAGGCAGAAAGGAAACGAGUGCAGGAGCUGCUGAAGCAGGAGCAGAAAAAGGUGGAGAAGGAGCUUGCAGUCAAACAACAACAGAAGGCACAACAGGCCAGGAGAGAGGCAGAUCCAACUGCCCCUAAAACAACAUACACAGUGAAGAUCACCAACUAUGCGUGGGACCAGUCGGAGAAAUUUGUCAAAAUUUACCUUACGUUGAAGGAUGUGCACAAAAUACCAUCCGAAAACGUGGAGGUCAACUUUACAGAAGGGUCAUUUUCUGUGAUGGUAAAAGAUCUAAAUGGGAAAAACCAUCAGAUGACAGUCCUGAACCUGUUGCAUCCAAUUGAUGUAAAUGACAGCUAUAAAAAGGUAAAGACAGACAUGGUCCUGGUCAUGUGCAAGAAGCAGACAACAAAGAAGUGGGAUUGCUUAACAAAGGUGGAGAAGCAGUCUAAAGAGAAAGAAAAACCCAACAUGGAUGACAGCACAGACCCCAGUGAUGGUCUGAUGAACAUGCUGAAGAAGAUUUACUCAGAGGGAGAUGACGAGAUGAAGAGAACCAUCAACAAAGCCUGGACAGAGUCCCAAGAGAAGAAAAUGCGAGGAGAAGACAUGAUGGACUUCUGAACCACACUUGCUGCUUUACCACAGCAGGACAAAGUGAGAGCAGCCAGGGAUACAGCUGACAUGACUUGAAUAUUAAAUGCUAGGGGUUGAAACUAAAGUUGAAUAAAUAUAAAUAUUUUUUUUCCACAAAACCUAGACAUUCAAUAUACAGUGCAUAAAAAAGUUGUAAUGAUUAAUGUCUAAGGUCUGGAUGGCCUUGUUUUGUUCUGUGGUGCAAUGUAGAAACCCCUCAAUAAAUUACACAGAAAAUACUUGUUCAAAUAUAAGUGCACUGACCAGCAGAUGGCAACCAUAACGUAGCAAGAAAAUGCAACACUUUUUUUUUUUUUUUUUAAUUAAGUAAAUUGGACCAAGCUAAAUGAAAUAUGUAAGACAUGUUCUGUUAAGUCACAUUUUAAUAUUGUUCCUGUGCACUUUAACUGUGCAGCUGAUAUUUAACGUUUUCAAAGUACAUUUGCCAUCGUCAUGCUCAGUAACUUAGUGGAGAUGAACACAGGGCUCCUCUGACUUCUUUUACAGUCUUCAUAUCAGCCUUUUAUUUUUUUAAAAUAAUUAUAUAUAAAGCUGCAAAGACAGUACUGCUUAUGCAUCAGUCAAGUGUGAUUAUUUGCAAUUCUGUUUGGGCGUGUGUUUCAUCAUUCCUGUUACCUGUUGUAAUGCUCUAAAAGACGUUCUUUGUAAUUCGUUACUGUGACAGUUUCCCACUAUAAUCUGUUGACAGAUUCACUAUUAAGAGGAUGUGCUCGUGAUGUGUUAUCAUUUUACUGUGGCUUUUGUCAACAUGCAUUAUUUCCAAAUGUCAGGUUGUUCAUGAAGUUUUCACAAAUACAGAUCUUGGACUGAC
Scatophagus argus is the source of this 1661-nucleotide messenger RNA. RefSeq names its product calcyclin binding protein (gene cacybp). Gene Ontology annotation, molecular function: S100 protein binding; ubiquitin protein ligase binding; tubulin binding. Bases 137 to 817 code for a protein of 226 amino acids. Gene Ontology annotation, cellular component: nucleus. Gene Ontology annotation, biological process: heart development. The record is from RefSeq and is a predicted model, not a curated record. The transcript is spliced from 6 exons. Lineage: Eukaryota; Metazoa; Chordata; Actinopteri; Scatophagidae.